AAGUCCUUUCAAAUAGUCCUGCAGUAACUUAGUUGAUAGAUCAGAUGAGCACUAUAACACCAGACUCUUCUUAGGGAGUACAAGCAGCUCUAGGGGCAAAGAAAAUAUACCACCUAAAAGGGUAGUACAACCAAGCAAAUUUUUGUGCUCGCCUUAUGACCAAGACAGGGGGCCCAUCAUGGAAUACGAACUUCAUCUAUAUCACAACAUCUUACUCCUAAGCGAGAAUAAUUACUACAAAGGGGACUACUGGGCAAUUGAGAUUGAUAAAUGCAGGGUAUCAUUGGAACAACUAGGCAAUUCAUUCAAACCAUCAGGGUGGGUGGAGUCAUAUGUCAUCAAUGCAUAUUGUCGAAAAUUAUUCAGAGAUAACCACCCCAGAACAUCCCAGAGGCACUACUUUUUCCACACGGCGGCAGAGUACUUUUUGGAGAAGUGGAGGACUGAAGUGGGGAGACUAUCUUUCAAAGAUAAAGUUCUAAGGAGCUUCCACGGAGCAGGGAAAGCAAGACGACUAGAGCUGAGCAAUGAAUUGUUCUUUCCUACUCUUCAUGAGGAUCAUUGGUUCGUCUUCCUCGUCGACUUGAAAGCACGACAGUUCAUAUUCCUUGACUCAAAGUACGCAGAAAACAGCGAGUACCACACGAACAUCAAGAACAUGAUGAUAACAAACUUUAUCAAAGCGUGGCGUGAUGCUAACCUGAGAAACAUGCGGUUCAAUCAAUAUCAAACAGCAUAUCCAGUAUUACCGAAACAAGUAGGGAGCGAUGAUUGUGGAAUUUUCACAAUAAACAAGAUGCAAAAUUAUCGAGCCAGGAACCCGCUGCAGACAGUAUUCCAAUCAAAAGAUGUUCCAGAUGCGCGCGUGAGACUUGCUGUUGAUCUACUAUUCAGCACUCACAACGAAAUAGAUGAAGCAAAGACACUUGUCAAGGACUUGUGAUACAGAACUGUCAAUCAACUAGAAUAUUUCUGUCAUACAUGGAAGAACAAUACUAGAAGGUUCUUCAGCAAGAUGAUGAAAAACAAUCCCAAAAGUUAACGAGACGACAAAAUUUCCAGUGUACAUGGAGGAACGAUACAAUUUUUUUCUAUUUUCUUUUUUUUCCUUUUCUUACCUGAAAGCGAAUCCAAAAUGUAAAGCAGUGCGUGUAUUUUGGCCUCAAGGAUUUUUUUUACCGUCAUAUGCAUAGUUUUAGAAACUGGUCAUUAACCAGAAAACAAUCCCAUGUGUAUAAUGUUGCUUUCAGAU
Messenger RNA from Triticum urartu, 1252 nucleotides. NCBI's taxonomy places the organism in Eukaryota, Viridiplantae, Streptophyta, Magnoliopsida, Poales, Poaceae. The record is from RefSeq and is a predicted model, not a curated record.